ACAAAAGCCCUGGAUAGAAUUUUAGAUGAGCUUGCUUCUUUAUUUGAAACCAAUCCUGGCACUGAUUUCUUUGCUGUUGUACUGACACAAAAUAAUACCCAGGGGCAGACUCGGAGGAGCUGGAUUCUGAUGAUCUGGAUGAAGAGGAGGAGUUUGAUUUCUCAGAUGGGGAUGAUGAAGACCUGGAUGCUGGAAAUCCAAGGCAGGAGCAGAAGGUGACUCCUGAGGAGCUCGUGUGCAGUCUCAAGUGGUACAUGAAUGAGAUGGACCGAGAGCUGGCACAGACCAAUGUUGGGAAAAGUUUCACCACCCAAAAGAGAGGGGCAGGUUGUGUUGAAGCAGCCACAUCUGAGAGUGCUGGCCCUGGUUCUGGAGCUGAGGAUGCUGAGCUGGCACCCGUGGAUGUGGACAUGAACCUGGUGGCAAACCUGCUGGAGUCCUCCAGUGCCCAGGCUGGCCUGGCAGGACCCAGCUGGAACAUUUUACAGAGCAUGGGGGUGACUUUACCUGAGAACACAGAUCUCACUGGCUCCAGCAGCCGAGCAGUGCAGUGAGAGACUUUGGACAGGACGGGGCUGGUGGGG
Messenger RNA from Catharus ustulatus (Swainson's thrush), 584 nucleotides. Its product is annotated as protein ecdysoneless homolog. NCBI's taxonomy places the organism in Eukaryota, Metazoa, Chordata, Aves, Passeriformes, Turdidae. Bases 255 to 554 code for a protein of 99 amino acids. Gene Ontology annotation, cellular component: nucleus. The record is from RefSeq and is a predicted model, not a curated record. The transcript has 2 exons.